Messenger RNA from Nannospalax galili (Upper Galilee mountains blind mole rat), 3712 nucleotides. RefSeq names its product ZFP1 zinc finger protein (gene Zfp1). Gene Ontology annotation, molecular function: DNA-binding transcription repressor activity, RNA polymerase II-specific; RNA polymerase II cis-regulatory region sequence-specific DNA binding. The transcript has 7 exons. The coding region runs from base 895 to 2118 and encodes 407 amino acids. Lineage: Eukaryota; Metazoa; Chordata; Mammalia; Rodentia; Spalacidae. The record is from RefSeq and is a predicted model, not a curated record. Gene Ontology annotation, biological process: negative regulation of transcription by RNA polymerase II.
UCCGGCGAGCGCGUCCGCAGCCGCCCUUCCCCCCCACCGGUAGUGGCGAGUGGGUGAGUGGGCCCCCUUCUCUGCGACUCUGCCGCCCCGCCCCGUGACGCGGCCUGGCCCGGAGCCGCGAGUGGAGGCUGCACCCCUCCAGGUGGGUCCAGGAUGUCUCCCAAGUCCCAUGGCCUGGGGUCUUCCAGCGCGUCCGCCUAGACCUCCAACAGGCUAACAAGGCCCCAUCUGCCUGCGUACAGAGCCAUGUGGCAGGAAACAGGGGACAGAGGACAAGGCCAAAAAGAUGAGACGGAAGACCAGUCCCAGGAUUUAUCUCCAGUUCUGACGAUGAGUUAACGUAGUUCAAUUUUCUCAAACCAUUUUCAAGCCUUCAGAGUUCUGAAAGCAGCACAAACCAGACUGAGAAUUUCAAAACCACAAUACUUCCAAAGUGAGCAAACCAAAGAGACACUUUAAAACAAACACUACGAAAGCAAACCCAACCCAAAAGGCCAGUGCCAUCUUGGAAUCACAUCAAGACUUUGUAUGCAGCCUCCUGCAGGGAUCAACCCAUGCCGGCUUCCAUCUGUCUAACCUGGGGCCCAUUACCUGGACUGGACAUCCAUUCUGGGUCUCCGUCUUGCUUCACCUGAUGAAAGGCUCUAGUCUGGGGCCAUGCAGCUCUCUGGCUUCCUGGAAGGAAACCCUGAGAGGAAAUUCUUCGGGGGUGCACACUUCUCUGUUCCAGGGGCCGAGGGGGGCUGCAGGGUCCAGGAGCGGCAGCCUCUAUUACCAACAAGGGUAUGGUGACUUGUUCUCGCUGGGGACCUCUGGAAAUACAGAAAAAUCAGAGACCAACAGCUGAAGUCAGUUCUGCCUCUGUGCUUCUGUGCCUUCACCCCAACUGCAGAAAUGAUUAAAUCCCAGGGAUCGGUUUCAUUCACGGAUGUAACUGUGGACUUCACCCAGGAGGAGUGGGAGCAGCUGGACCCCUCUCAGAGAAUUCUAUACAUGGAUGUAAUGCUGGAGAAUUACAGCAACCUGCUUUCUGUGGAAGUCUGGAAGGCUGAUGACCAGAUGGAGAGGGACCAUAAAGACCCUGAUGAGCAGACGAGGCAGUUCGUAAUUCUUAAGAACCAGUCAGCAAUUGAAGAAAGAGGCAAUCUCUUUGGAAGAACAUUAAAUCUGAACACAGACUUUGUGUCAUUAACACAAGUUCCCUAUAAAUAUGAUUUAUAUGAAAAAACUUUGAAAUGUAAUUCAGACUUGCUUAAUAGUAAUAGAAGAUGUGUAAGAAAAAAAGGCGGUGAAUGUGGUGGAUUUGGAAAACCACUUUUGCAUCUGAAGCAAGAGAAAGCCCAUCCUGGAGUAGAGUACUCUGAAUAUAGUGAAAAUGGAAAAGCCAUCAGCCACAAAGAAGUCAUUUUUAAUCAUCAGAAAAUUAAGAACUUGGUUCAGCCUUUUAUUUGUAAUUACUGUGACAAAGCCUUCUCCUUUAAGUCACUUCUCAUUAGUCAUAAGAGGAUACAUACUGGAGAAAAACCCUACGAAUGUAAUGUUUGUAAGAAAACCUUCUCCCACAAGGCAAACCUUAUCAAACACCAGAGAAUCCAUACUGGGGAGAAGCCCUUUGAGUGUCCCGAGUGUGGAAAGGCAUUUACUCACCAGUCAAACCUCAUCGUACACCAGAGAGCACACAUGGAGAAGAAGCCCUAUGAGUGUAGCGAGUGUGGCAAGACAUUUGCUCAGAAGUUUGAACUCACCACACACCAGAGAAUUCAUACGGGAGAGCGACCCUAUGAGUGUAACGAAUGUGCAAAAACCUUCUUCAAAAAAUCGAACCUCAUCAUACAUCAGAAAAUUCACACAGGGGAGAAACGCUAUGAGUGCAGUGAGUGUGGAAAGUCUUUUAUCCAGAACUCGCAGCUCAUCAUCCACAUGAGAACUCACACAGGAGAGAAACCCUAUGAGUGUACUGAAUGUGGCAAAACCUUCAGCCAGAGAUCAACUCUUAGGUUGCACCUGAGAAUCCACACAGGGGAGAAACCCUACGAGUGUUCUGAAUGUGGAAAGGCCUUCAGCCGGAAGUCCCGACUCAGUGUCCACCAGAGGGUUCACAUAGGGAAUAGAUCCUGAAGCUGCAGCAAGGUUGCACUGUGGAAAACAUUUUCACCAGAAUCCUUCCAGUGGGGGACCAACCUUCAUGAAGGCACUGAAGGAACAUGGCAGUUCACGUGCAGAUACAGUCUAACUCAAAAGUUUAAGAAAAUGAGGCUCCCAUGCGAACAUUAUACUGCGAUUUAAUCUUCAGCUAAAAAACACAGAAUGCAUCCAGUGUAAAUACACUCACCUGCAAUAUUUUAGUAGCUGUCUUGCUUUGUUUUUGUGCUGCUGGGGAUCAAACCCAGGGCCUUGUUUGUGCUGGACAAAUGCUUUACCAUUGAUCUACACCACAACCCAAUGAGCUUUUUCAAGUCCUGAGUAAAUCAACUAUUCCAGGAAAUACAAACUAUAUGUGGACAGUGCCCUAGGUAUUUAUAUAUAAGAAUGUGCCACAGAACACAAAUUGUUUAAAAUCUGAAUAUGAAUUUAAUAGUCACUAGGAAUUUGAAAUUCUUCUGCGUGCAAACGUUUCCCAUACUAAACAUUACACAUGUGUUUCAGUACCUUUCCAACCCAGUAAGCUUUCCAAGUGAAAUACGUGACCGAUUUUAAAGUAGCAUGUAGCCCGUUUUUCCUACUGCUUGCUGCCAUAUGUCAGCUGGAGUGACCAUUGUUGAACAGCCUCUUCACUAAAGAGGAGAAGAUAUUGUUGGAGUCUUAACCUGCUUCUAGGUUUGAAGAUUUUCUAAAACAUUUAUAUAAACAUGCGAGGUCUGAGAUGAUGAAGAUGAAGUGAGUGAAAGGCAAAUUGUGCUCUAGGACUCUCGGCACUGUAUAUAUGUGGUUAAACUACAGAGUAAGAUUGUCAGUGCAGAGUACCCUCAGCCGUGCUUUUUUUUCUUUUUAACCUGUGAGGGGUUUACAUACAAAUGCAUGUCUAUUUCCAAAAUACUGUAUAGGCCAGAAAACUAUUUUUGUAUGUUUUCAUUUCCUCGUAAUGCUUUAUGAAUUUUUCUGCAAAACUUGGGUAGGGUGAAUUGCGUAGUCACAAAUGUUACAUUUCAGAGACGUCAGAAAAACACAACUGUUGAGAGUCACUGUUCAUUGGUUUUUAUAGUUUCCUUGUGUAUAAUUCGCUUUAGAAAUGAAUUGUUGCUGUAUUCUGUCAUUUAAAGGUAGUAUCUCUACUUAAAUUUCACUCUUGUCAACGUUCCCCUUUGGAACCUGACUUAGCUGUUACCUUUUCUUUCAGUGGUCUCUACAUAUGUUGGUGACUAACCCUUAAAAACUACCUUUUUCCAUAACUGAAAGAUUGGCAUUUUAGGCUUGAUUUCAAAUUCGCAAAUUCAGAUUUUUUUUCAUCAUGCAUUAGAAUUACAGAUGACAACCACAACUGGAUUUUUAUUUUUGAAGAUUAUUGAUUCUAUCUUUUAGCAUUGAGAAAAUACACUUACACACACAUGUAACUGCGGGUUUAGUGGUACACUCCUCUAAUCUUAGCCCGCUGGAGGCAGAGGCAGGUGGAUCUCUGAGAUCGAGGCCAGCCUGGUCCACAUAGUGAGUGCCAGGUGGGCUGAGACUAGGGAGACCCUGUCAGAAAACAAGCCCCCAUACAUACAUACAUACA